Messenger RNA from Tarenaya hassleriana, 2080 nucleotides. Its product is annotated as amidophosphoribosyltransferase 2, chloroplastic. The record is from RefSeq and is a predicted model, not a curated record. Gene Ontology annotation, molecular function: amidophosphoribosyltransferase activity. Bases 52 to 1746 code for a protein of 564 amino acids. Gene Ontology annotation, biological process: purine nucleobase biosynthetic process; purine nucleotide biosynthetic process. NCBI's taxonomy places the organism in Eukaryota, Viridiplantae, Streptophyta, Magnoliopsida, Brassicales, Cleomaceae. The transcript has a single exon. Gene Ontology annotation, cellular component: cytoplasm.
AAAAAUACCUAAGAGCCAAUUUGCUUCUCAAGCCACCACCAUCAUUCAUCCAUGGCGGCUUCUACUCUAUCUUCCUCUUCUCUCUCCCUAAACCCUAACAACAAGUUCUGCCACACCCAUCUCCCUAUUCAUCUCCGAAAACCGUUCCUUAAACCCUCCUCUGUCUCUCUUCUCCCAGCCAAUCUCUCUUCAUCUCCUUCCCCCGGUGCUUAUGGAGUUUCUCCGUGUUUCUCGCACGCGAGUGAGAGAUUUUCAGCGGAAAAUGAAUACCCAGUUGAUAUUUUUGCUGAUGAUGAUGACGAAAAACCCCGCGAGGAGUGCGGCGUCGUAGGAAUCUAUGGCGACCCGGAGGCCUCGCGGCUCUGUUACUUGGCUCUCCACGCGCUUCAGCAUCGUGGGCAGGAAGGGGCAGGUAUUGUAGCCGUGAACAACGAUAGGGUUCUUCAAUCUAUUACCGGUGUUGGGUUGGUUUCCGAAGUUUUCAAUGAGUCCAAACUCGACCAGUUGCCUGGAGACAUGGCGAUUGGUCAUGUCCGGUACUCGACGGCCGGUUCUUCGAUGCUGAAGAACGUUCAGCCGUUCGUCGCUGGCUAUCGGUUUGGGUCAGUAGGCGUUGCCCACAACGGGAAUUUAGUGAAUUACAAGAAAUUGAGAGCCACGCUCGAGGAAAACGGUUCGAUUUUCAAUACUAGUUCUGAUACUGAAGUUGUGCUUCAUUUGAUUGCGAUUUCUAAAGCCAGACCCUUUUUCAUGAGGAUUGUUGAUGCGUGUGAGAAGCUUCAGGGUGCGUAUUCUAUGGUGUUUGUGACUGAGGAUAAGCUCGUCGCUGUUCGUGACCCGUUUGGGUUUAGGCCAUUGGUGAUGGGUAGGAGAAGCAACGGAGCGAUAGUUUUCGCUUCAGAGACUUGUGCUCUCGACUUGAUCGAGGCAACGUACGAGAGAGAGGUUUAUCCAGGUGAGGUUAUGGUUGUGGAUAAGGACGGUGUGAAAUCUCAGUGUCUAAUGCCUCACCCCGAGCCAAAACAGUGCAUUUUCGAGCAUAUCUACUUCUCGUUACCAAACUCCAUAGUGUUUGGCCGGUCUGUGUACGAAUCUCGUCGCAUAUUCGGCGAGAUAUUAGCCACAGAAUCUCCCGUUGAUUGCGAUGUCGUGAUUGCUGUGCCCGACUCUGGUGUGGUGGCUGCUCUGGGGUACGCAGCCAAAGCUGGAGUUGCCUUUCAGCAAGGUCUGAUAAGGUCACACUAUGUGGGCAGAACCUUCAUCGAGCCAUCGCAGAGAAUCAGGGAUUUCGGUGUGAAGCUAAAGCUGUCGCCCGUCCGUGGAGUAUUGGAAGGGAAGAAGGUGGUAGUGGUGGAUGAUUCGAUCGUGAGGGGGACAACCUCGUCCAAGAUUGUCCGUCUCUUGAGAGAAGCGGGCGCCAAAGAGGUGCAUAUGAGGAUAGCAAGCCCUCCUAUCGUGGCUUCGUGUUACUAUGGCGUGGACACUCCUAGCUCGGAGGAACUGAUAUCGAACAGGAUGAGUACCGAUGAGAUUAGGGAUUUCAUCGGGUGUGACUCUCUCGCCUUCUUGUCGUUCGAUAGCUUGAAGAGGUUCUUAGGGGAAGAGUCUAGGAGUUUCUGCUACGCUUGCUUCACUGGGAAUUAUCCGGUGAAGCCAACGGAGGUUAAGGUGAAAAGGGGAGGAGAUUUUAUCGACGAUGGUCUCACCGGAGGUAUUGACGCCAUUGAUGGAGGUUGGGUUAGAUAGCUGAAGCUUCAUUUGCAGAGAACAACAGGACAAGUUUUUAUGUGGUAAUAAUGGAGGGAAAGAUUGCUUCUUGGCCUUAUUGCAAUAUUUGUUGUUCUUCCUCGGAUGGGAGAUGGAGUUUUUAACUUAACUGUCUUGUCCGAGACAUGCAAGAUUUUGUGUUCUUUUUUUUUUUUUUUUACCUCAUUUAGAACUCGUUUUUCCUUUGUUUCAUUGUCAUUUAAGAGAGAGAGAGAGAGAGAUUUAAGCUCUAAAACUGGAAAUCCAUGUUUGAGACAUGUCUCUUGUUCCCUCCAGGCUCCAUCUAAAUAACUGAAUAUUCCCAUUGUGAGUU